AUGAUGAUCCGAAAGUGGUGGAGACCGGUCGGGACCGCCUGGAAGUGUGAUAGUCGGUACAACGGAGUGAGGACAAUGGUUGGAAAAGCCUCGAACCGAGCCGGUGUUCAUGGUUCAAGGACUCCCGACGCUAAAGUACUUGAAAAUGAGGAAGAGAUUAGGGAGAGGAUCAGUAAAGGGAGAGAAGACAAAGAAGAGAAAAGAAAGAAGGUCGAAAAAAAACUUGAGGGCUCGCAAAAAGGAUCCAACGGCGACGACGAAUCAUCUGCCCGGUGA
Molecule: messenger RNA, 276 nt
Organism: Microthlaspi erraticum
Lineage: Eukaryota; Viridiplantae; Streptophyta; Magnoliopsida; Brassicales; Brassicaceae
Source: the annotation of a GenBank genome assembly